CCCUGAGUAUUGAUAGGGCAGUAAGCUAAACUCGUUUAAGUCACAAUAUAUACAUAUACUUAGUCCUAGCGAAACAAUGUCUUAUAUUUAUGGCAUAACCGAUAUCAAAUAUAAGCCAAAAGAGAAGAAGAAAAGGGAUGCAGUAAUAUCAGAUGUUCCACCAGUUAAAUUCCGAACUCAUGAACUGCUCGCACGUUGUCCGAAGUACAACCACGACGACUGGCCCAUAGACUUUCGGGCCACGCCCUCAACUCUCGUCGAGCUAUGUGUUUGCGCAGUCGAUAAACUACCUUUGCCGCCGGUCUCAGAGUGGGACGACAAGGCUAUAAGACUAUGGAUUCUUCGCUAUGGAUAUCCACAAUAUAUGCACACUUUUCGUGUGAACAUGAUAUGGGGGCGAAAACUGUUGUUGCUGGACGCUGACGCGCUGUCAGCAAUGAAUAUCAAGGACUUCGACCAUAUCAAACACAUUACCUAUGGCAUUCGGAUGCUGUUUCAUUUUGAGCUGACCAAAUUCUCUCACAGUAUUACUCUACCGGAUGAAAAGCCCAAUGAGCUCUACUUGCUGUGGCACACGCAGACGGGCAUCAACUAUGAUGAAUGUCGACGCUCUGAUUUGUAUAUGCGCAUGCAGAUCAUUCGGGAGCGGUCUAAGAAUCGAGAUCACUGGGAGUUGCUCGAACUGUGGCUGCGUAGGGAACGCGAACGCAAGUACAAGGAGCUGAUUGCGUGUGUGCCGCGCUUUAACAUAUACGAAUGCCCCAAAGCGCCUGUCAAGGAUUCAAAACCGCUGGUCAGGUUGGAUUGCAUUUGUCAUAAUUGUAUACCGCCAUGCGACUGCCUUUGGACAGAGAAGGAAUUGGCUCAGCCUUGGAACCUGCACUGCUUGAAUAUCAGAUCUGAAUACACAUUUAAGUUGAAGGAGAGCAUAUGUACCCAAUGUAUCCAGCCUUGCGAAUGCAACUGGCUCUCGAGAUAUUAUCUGACCGGAACAGUUCUUUCUUGCCUGAAAAAACACUUUCCGCAGAAGUUUGCUCCCACUUACGAUGACACGAAGGAAAUAAUAAUGCCAACCCACCUGCUCAAUAAGUGGACCCGCUUCUCUCUUUAGAUUGUUAUACUUGACCCCUCUCGUCGCCACGUGAGGGUUCAUUGCUUCACUUUUAUUUGGGUUGAUCGAUAUUGAGUGAAAAUAUUCUUCGAAAUUUUAUACAAAUUUUAUUAUCUAUUUGAAUCGCUUACUUUACCAUAUCGAUGACCAACCUGUCUAUAUUUGCAGAAGCAAAUUUGUAAGUAAUAAAUACGCAACUCGAUUAAACAACUAACCCGAAACAAAUGAGCUUUUACUGCCAUC
Messenger RNA from Drosophila hydei, 1354 nucleotides. RefSeq lists its product as uncharacterized. Bases 77 to 1111 code for a protein of 344 amino acids. The transcript has 2 exons. The record is from RefSeq and is a predicted model, not a curated record. NCBI's taxonomy places the organism in Eukaryota, Metazoa, Arthropoda, Insecta, Diptera, Drosophilidae. Gene Ontology annotation, molecular function: protein binding.